GUCGCAUCCCAAGGCCCGGCCCGGCACCGGCGGGAUGGUUCACGGUCAAGGAGGAGUCAAGUUCCAGAACUGGGCCAAGACCUAUGGAUCCUCUCCGGAGCUGUACUUCCAGCCUACGUCGGUGGAGGAGAUCCGGGAGAUCCUGGACAUGGCCAGGCAGAGGAACAAGAGGGUGAAGGUGGUGGGCGGUGCCCACUCCCCRUCGGAUAUCGCGUGCACUGAUGACUUCAUGAUCCAGAUGGGGAAGAUGAACAGGAUCCUCAAGGUGGACAAGGAGAAGCAGCAAGUGACCGUGGAAGGUGGGAUCUUCCUCUCGGAUCUGAACGUUGAGCUGAGCAAGCACGGGCUGGCCCUGGCCAAUUUAGGUGCCGUUUCCGAGGUGGCAGCGGCCGGCGUCAUCGGCACCGGGACGCACAACACGGGCAUCCGACACGGCAUCCUGCCCACCCAGGUGGUGGCACUGACGCUGCUGACGGCUUCGGGCGAGAUGCUGGAGUGCUCCGAGUCGCUCAACGCAGACCUCUUCCAGGCUGUCCGCCUACACCUGGGCUGCCUGGGCGUCGUCAUCACCGUCACCUUCCARUGUGUCCCCUUGUUCCACCUGCACGAGGUGACCUUCCCCUCCACCCUCACCGAGGUGCUCGAUCAUCUUGGCGACCACCUCAAGCGAUCYGAAUAUUUCCGCUUCCUCUGGUUCCCGCACAGCGAGAACGUCAGCGUCAUCUACCAGGACCCCACCAGCAAGCCCCCCUCUUCCUCUGCCAGCUGGUUCUGGGAUUAUGCCGUGGGCUACUAUUUGCUGGAGUUUCUGCUCUGGAUCAGCACCUUCGUGCCCAGCCUGGUGUGCUGGAUCAACCGCUUCUUCUUCUGGCUCCUCUUCCGCUCCCGCGUGGAGAACAUCAACGUCAGCUACAAGAUCUUCAACUAUGAGUGUCGCUUCAAGCAGCACGUUCAGGACUGGGCCAUUCCCAUCGAGAAGACCAAGGAGGCCCUGCUGGAGCUGAAGGCCGCCCUGGAGAACAACCCCAAGAUGGUGGCUCACUACCCCGUGGAGGUGCGCUUUGCGCGGGGCGACGAGAUCUGGCUCAGCCCCUGCUUCCACCGGGACAGCUGCUAUGUGAACAUCAUCAUGUACAGGCCCUACGGGAAGAACGUCCCCCGACUCAACUAUUGGCUCACCUAUGAGGGCAUCAUGAAGAAGCACGGAGGGAGACCACACUGGGCAAAGGCCCACACGUGCACCCGGAAGGACUUUGAGACCAUGUAUCCGGCCUUCCCCAAGUUCUGCACCGUGCGGGAGAAGCUGGAUCCCACGGGCAUGUUCCUGAACGCCUACCUGGAGAAGGUGUUCUACUGACAGGGUGGGAAUGGGCCCAGGAGCAGCUGGAGGAAAGAGCAGCCCCCUCAGCCCUGCUUCUUGGGACAGCGCAAAGCUCAUGGUCCUCCAAGGCUUGGAUAUGUCCCCGUUGUGGCCCUUUGAGCCCCACACCACCCCACAUGCUCCUGUCCAAGCUGAAGCCUCAAUAAAGAUCUUUUCCC
Molecule: messenger RNA, 1539 nt
Organism: Nothoprocta perdicaria
Lineage: Eukaryota; Metazoa; Chordata; Aves; Tinamiformes; Tinamidae
Product: L-gulonolactone oxidase-like
Exons: 12
Coding region: 35-1357 (440 amino acids)
Cellular component (GO): membrane
Molecular function (GO): D-arabinono-1,4-lactone oxidase activity; FAD binding
Source: RefSeq, a predicted model, not a curated record